AUGGGGACGUCAAAGCGACGGACGCGGAGCUUUGCAGUGACGCAUGACGCUACUCUGUGUGUGGACAUCCGGUGUAGUGAGACGUGGUGGUGUGAGGCAAGUCAAGGCGAUGAGGUUUGCACAAAUUUACCAGGAGCUCGAAGAUCUAACAACACAAUUUCGCCUGGACACCCAAGGAUUCAGCUCCGUGUAGUUAGUUUACAGACGCAACUGCAGCAGCAAUAUAUUCAGCAACUUGAAGUAUCAACUUGUUUUCAAGAUUGUCGACGUCAAUAUUGCAAUUCAGGACCACCGAUCGGAGCUGUCCCAGCCAAAUCGCUCCUGUAG
Molecule: messenger RNA, 327 nt
Organism: Phytophthora nicotianae INRA-310
Lineage: Eukaryota; Oomycota; Peronosporomycetes; Peronosporales; Peronosporaceae
Exons: 1
Coding region: 1-327 (108 amino acids)
Source: RefSeq, a predicted model, not a curated record